AUGUCCCUUUCACCGUUGAGAUCCGUUCUCAGUAACUUUCGAAAGCCUGCGUUCGCUUCUCAGUCAUGUAUCAGCCAAUGUCAGUCCAUGUUAUCAUCAAUAUCUGGCAGACAGAAUCAAAAUAUUUCAGUUACUUCGCAUGACGAACAUACUAACUCUAGUAAUAACCAAACUUUUAGUUUCAGAGAUUCAAAACUGGCCCAUGUGGCUAAGUCAAAUUCAGAAGUUAUUCGUGCAUUACUAGUUUUCAAAAUAUGCUCCUUUCCAACACUUGUUAAGUAUAACAAAAAGCUUAUGGAUAUUUCCAGGAAAAUAUUUGGAAGGUCGUUGUUUCGGUUAAUAAUGAAGAUGACAUUCUAUGGACAUUUUGUUGCGGGUGAAAAUGAAGCCAGUAUUCAACCAUUAAUUAUGCGUCUCAAGAAGUAUGGAGUGAAGUCAAUACUUGACUAUAGUGUUGAGAAGGACAUACAAGAAGAUGAGGCCGUCCAGAUAGUGAAAAAAAGCUUAAGUGAAGUGUUACAAACCCCCGAAAAACGACCAGAGGCAGCCACUAAACAGUAUCAAAUCAGUGUUCGGUUCGCCAAUCGUACGAAGCAGGUUGUUGGGGCUCGCUCGUACUUUUAUAAGUCUGAAUAUCAGUGUGACCAUAAUAUGGAGACAUUUAUGAAAUGUAUUGAUGUUUCUUCAAAAUACGGUGAAGAUCGUGGUUUUACUGCAAUUAAACUUACAGCACUCGGACGACCCCAACUUUUGCAACAAAUGUCUGACUUUUUAGUGCAAAUGAAACGACUGUUCUUCUUACUUACCAAAGCGGAUAAUGGACAGAAAGGUGGACUUGCAUCGCUUGAUCUAGACAAUUUUCGUAAAAAACUGGAAGCAUUAGGCGUGAAAAUUGCAUAUGAUGAAGAAGUUAAGUGGUUUACUUUGUUGGAUGUCUCUGGAGAUGGUGUUUUAGAUUUACUUGAUUGGAGUCACUUAAAGGCUUUUGAAUACGACCUUGCAAGUCUGUUUAUUCUAAAAAAUAAAAAGACUGGUGAAGUAGAACAGCUUGUACCUACACUUACAACUGAAGGUAUUGAGGAAAUGCGGAAUAUGAUAAAACGUGUCGAUACUUUAGCAAACUAUGCAAAAUCUGUUGGAGUUCGAGUUAUGGUGGAUGCAGAGCAAUCAUAUUUUCAACCUGCUAUAAGAAGAUUGAUUAUAGAAAUGAUGCGUCUAUUUAAUAAAGACAAGGCUGUAAUAUUUGGCACUUACCAGUGUUAUCUGAAGGAAGCACUUGAAUCACUUACUCAAGACUUAAAUCAUGCUGCUACAGAAAACUUUUACUUCGGUGCAAAGUUAGUUAGAGGGGCUUAUAUGGAUCAGGAGCGUGCACGUGCCAAAGAGUUAGGGUACGAAGAUCCAAUUUGUUCAGACUUCAACGCUACAACAGCCAUGUAUGAAUCAUGUCUAGAGGAGGUGUUUAAAGCUAUUAAAAAACGCAGAAGCGGUCAAGUUAGUGUUAUGAUAGCUAGUCAUAAUGAAGAUACCGUUCGAUAUGCUUUAAAAAAAAUGCAUGAAUAUAAUGUAGCACGGGAAGAUCGACUUAUUUGUUUUGGUCAAUUGCUUGGGAUGUGUGAUCAGAUUAGUUUCACAUUAAGUCAAGCUGGCUACUCUGUAUAUAAAUAUGUUCCAUAUGGUCCUGUUGAAGAAGUUUUACCAUAUCUAUCUAGACGUGCAUUAGAAAAUGGUUCCGUGUUAAAUUGUACACUUAGAGAACGUCAGCUUUUAUGGUCUGAAUUGAAAAGACCAUUCUUAAUUAUAGGGAUAAUGUCUGCUUUAAAAUUAGAAGAUCCCACGGUAGAUGUCGGUGAUAUAGAAAAAUACCGUAUGGCUUUUUUAAUGCAGUUUUUUGUACAACACAAACGAAGAUUUCGAUUUCCACGUCUUCGCCUACAGGACCUGUAUCAAAAAGUUUUAAAAGAUCCAGAUCCUGUAGCAUUUUGUGAUCUUGCUGCUCGUAUACUUCGGUUUUUAAAUCAUGACGAUCCGGAUAUUUGUAUGGCAACUAUUGAUCAAGCACUCGAUCGUUUCGCAAUCGAUAAGCGUACUUCAUAUAGAAUUAAUAUGCAACGUCAUCGUAACGGGAAAUUGGUGCAUCAGUUAGGACCGGCUGCUAGAGCUGCAUUAUUGGAUAAUUUAAUUGAAUCAGUUUAUGAUGAACAGCCGGAUUUCAACUUUACAACAUGUUUCAAUAGUUCCAUAUCUACAAAUAGUGUUGGUGGUGGUGGUGUUGUACGUGGUGGUGCUAAUGGUUCCGGAUCAACUGGUCUUGACCGAAUCGAUGCUCAUGAUUUAUUUGGUUCUGGAGAUUUAGGAUCGAGUGAUGGAUGUAAUGUUUUCGCUGAAACAGAAGAUGUCAAUGUACUUAUUAAAGCUGGCCAGGAUGCUCAAGGAUGUAGUUACUAUUAUAUGGAUGAUUUACGUCUUUAUCGUGAACGUCCUCAAAAUGGUAUCUCAUCACAAUGGGAUGUUGUUGUUGGUCCAACAGCUGAUCAAUGGUUAACAUUUAUUAUGUCAUUAAGUCGUAAUGAAAAGGAAUAUGAUUUAUAUUGUUUUUUAAAACAAGAUUUAUUUGAAUUAGUUAAAGAAAGUUUAGAUGCAUUAGAAUUGCACACACCAAAUAGUGAAUUGGAUUCAAAUUAUUUACGUACAAAAGAAUUGAAUGAAUUAACUGAAUUAAAACGACGUCAACUAGGUGUAAAUCAUAAAUCAUUAGUUGAAAAUGAUAAAUUAUCAUUGAAUAGUAAUAAUCAUCAUCAUAAUGCAGUGAAUCAUCUUAGUGUAAAUGGUCCAAAAAGUGCAUCACCUGCAUUUUCCGGCGGUCAUGGUAUCAGUGGAAUUGGAAGUUCCGGUAGUUCCACAUCUGGUGCACCACUUACGCCUAGUUCAGCUCGUACACCAACAUCUGCACCACCCGCAUCAAGCAUACAACAACAAUUAUCAUUACCGCCUCCUUCUUCAGAUUGUUUAGAAACUUUACAAACAUCAGUGAAAACAGAGUCUUCUUCCGGUACAAAUCUAACAAAAAUGCGAUCAUUAUCUGGUCAAUCACCUUGUGAUCCAGAUUUAAUGCAUUUCCCAAAAUCUGAAGUUAAUACUUCACUUGAAUAUACCAACAUAUCAUCAUCAUCUGGAUCAGUUGUCAGUUGUAAUCAUCAUGAUUCUUUUAUGAAUAAUACUUCUUCAUCUACAAAUCAAUAUAACUUAUCUUCACCGUCACCUAUGGUUGGUACCGCCACAAAAUCUGGGUAUGCAUCGUUAACUGGUGGCAGUAUCAAUAACAAUAUAUCGAAUAAUAAUGAAACAAUAAGAAAUUCAGAUGGUGUUGUUGAUCAAUCUAUUGUACCAAUGCAAAAUAAUAGUAGUUCAGUGGUUUGUGAAUCUAUCACAUCAUUGACUGGUACUAACACUAUGUUUACUACAACUUCUGCUGCUAUAUGUACAACGACAACCAUGAGUACUACAUCUAUUACUGCUACUACGACAAAUAAUAAUAGUAAUUAUACUUCCACUGUUAGUGGUAUUCAGUUAUUGCCUUCCUCUCCUAAUAUAUCUACUAAUACAACUGCUACACCUGGUGUUGUAGUCAGUGAAUCAUUAGCAUCUUGGAGUUCACCCGGUCUUCCUAAUUCCAAUUCAAAUAUGACAUCAUCAUCUCCAUCAUUCCAUCGUGAUCGCAAGUUACCAACAACCAAUGAUACAAUUGCCAUUUCAACACAACCAUCAUCAUCUCAAGUACAACAACGACCAAAUAAUGGAACAAUUGAUGAAAGAAACUAUCGAUCAUAUCCUUCAUCUACUCAACAAAUAUCACAAAAUCAAAUUACUGGAAAUGGCACCUCAAAACAAACAUAUCCCUUUGAAACAUAUAUGACGAUGAAAGGAUCUCCAGUUGAAAUUAUCGAUCCGAUUAAUAUAAAACAAUCCACUAAUUCAUCUUAUUUUCGACAUAUGUGUACAGGACAUCAAGAUAUUAAUUCAUGCAGUGGAUUAGAACAUUCUUCUGUCUUAUCAUCUAAUUCAAAUUCAAAACAAUGUAUUGGUCCAACUACUGCUUUAGUUUCACCGAUAAUUGGUAUUCCAGAUAGUGGUUGUAUGCCUUUAACUCAAGAACAAUGGGAGAAUCGUAAGAGUAAAAUAGCACAAUUAGAAAAAAUUCAUUCAACAUUGAGUAAAAGUAAAAGUGCUUCAACACCAGGUGCUAUAACUGCAGCAACAGCUGGUGCUGUCUUACAACAACGUUUAAUGCGUAAUUCUAUUUCAAUGCAGCCACAACAGCCAUCCCAUCACCAUCAUCAUCACCACCACCAACAACAGCUGGAACAACAGUCGUUAGGGUUAGGAAAUCCUUCAGCACAACUACCACCUUCCGCUAUUAACAAUUCAUUACAAUAUUCUGAAGCUGUUGGACAACGUCCGGUAGAUUUUGAAAACUAUGGGGUAUUUCGUCAGAGCGGUUUAGUUGGAGGACAAUAUGUUAAUAAUGAGUCAGCUCAACAAGAAUGGGAUAGAUUAUGUUCUGAUUAUCAGCGUGGAAAAAGUGAUCCAUCGAUGAUGCGUUAUUCUGGACCUAGACAGAUGGGAUUUUUUGAUAUGUCCAACUGUCCAGUUCCUCCUCAUGAAGUUAAUCUUUCAUCUCAGUGCCCUGUUCCACCUAUGGCUACUGGAACUAUGAUGAUGCCUUCAGAACAAGUAAUGAUGACUGACCAACAAACCUGCCAACCUCCGACUUACCAAAGUGGCCCUCCAGUUGUAAUGGUUCCACCAAAUAAUUCAAAUAUAUGUUCUGGAAAUCCUGGUUAUCCGUCCUCUGACUCAUUGACACUACCGACAGAAUCUUGUCGGACACUAGGUGCAGCCGGUCCGGACUCAAUAACUCCCGGUGUAGUCCCAACUACUGGGCAAAAACGUCCUUACCAUUCUGCUACAAAUAGUGAUAUUUGGUUAUCACCCAACUCAAUUCCUCUUUCUAUGUCUCCUAUUCAAAAUAACGAAAACCCUGCUCUUGUUGGUCACAUUGAACCGGGUUCAAUACCAUCUGUUUGUCGUGCUGGUCAAUCAUUAAAUGUUAUUCAAUCUCCUGUUGUUGGUUCUAUUCCUCCUACAUGUGUACCUAUCACUAAUACUAACCAAUCAGUUGGUGGGCGUGGUUCCGGCGUCGCAAAGCCAGGAACAAAAAAACGUAAAGCUGGUGCUGCAUCCGGUAGAUCUAGUGUUAUUACCAAUACUGGUAAUUAUACACAGUCUUUAUCAUCCACACAUCAACAGUCAUCGCCUACCAAUCAAAAUGUUCACUGUGUUAAACAACCAAUUCCUAAUUGUGUUACAACUCCGAGUAAAUCAAUGAAUCCUUCCUAUAUUGGAGAUGAGUUACAAAUGAAUCACUUUCCACGUUCUACACCUGGUCAUCCACGUCCUAUGCAUCAGGCACCAACAACAGGUGGUGGUCGAUCACAAUUUCAACCUAAUGAUCCUUGUAUGAUGCAUUAUUCAGACGUAAUAUGUGGACCGAAUUCCGGACAAAUUCCAAUUGAACAACAAUCUGGGAAUAUGGAAAUGAUGUUGUUAGUUAAUUCUCGUCAUUCUGGUACACCAAAAAGUAGUGGUGAACCCUUUCCUAGUGGUACUGUCAGUCCAAGUGUAUCCUGUUCCAUCUCAAAUCUUGGAAGUCGUACAGGUUUGAAUUGCAAUACAAAUUAUGGUCCAAUUAGUAAUUAUGGGAACAGUGCUAAUACGAAUAAACCGAUGAAUCAUCCAUAUUUCAAUUCAUCCGAUAUGAUGGGACCAAAUCCAGAUUCUAUUACUAUGAGGACAACUCCUAGUAGUACUCCAUGCACACAGCAUUUAACUUCUGCUAGUUUAGCUAGUUUAGCACGAUUAUCUCAAAUGUCUGGACCUGAAGGUCCGUACAUUCCAUCGUGUUCAGCCUCAUUUUAUAAUCCAACCAUUGGGAAUAGUCUUGGAUCAAUGCCUGGUCAUGCUGUUCACUCAAAUCGUAGUGGAUCUUUACCUUCCUUUCAUCUAGAUGGAAGUCCCGUUAUACCAACGCCACCUCAAGGAGCACAUCAUAUUAUAUCUCAAGGUGCACGCAAUCAUAACUCAAGUCCUGGAAAUUGUGGCUCGAAAUCACAUUUAUGCAAUCCUAACCAAUCAUUAUCAUCAAAUAUGACUCCUAAUAAUUGUAAUUUACCUCAUUCUUUAUCAUCCCAAACUAUUCCAAUAAAUUCUAAAUUUAAUUCCCAAGGCUAUCCCCAUACAAAUCCACAGCUUCAACCAACAUUACAACAACCACCACAAAAUCCUAUGGGCACUGUCACUAAUUGUGGUUCUUCACUUCCUUCUCCAGUUCCCAAUUUACCAACACCAUCUCAGCAGCAGCCUCCUUCGAUUCAAGUGAAUAAUACAUUUUUUAAUGCACAAUUAAAUGUACAACAAAUGAAUUAUCAACAUGUUAGUGCACCUGGAUCAACUGGUCAAAUGCAAAUACAUUUUGCACAACAACAACCAUCAACAACACAACAUCCAAUUCCACCACCAUCAUCAUCUCAUGAACAUUUACGUUCAGUUCGACAAUCAGAUAACAAUAAUAAUAAUAAUAAUAGUAGUAGUACAAUUCGUAUGACAAAUUCAUCAAAUGAAUAUAAUUCAAACAAUCAUCCAUUAUUAUACAAUACUGAUGGAGUUAAUCAUCAUUCUCAUCAUCAACGUAUUGUUGAUUGUCCGUCAAAAUCUGAAAUUCCUGCAGUUAUUCCGUCUAGUUCAGUAAUUACUUCAUCUGUUGUUUGUACACCUUUAGGAUCUUCAGUUGUUGGCGGAGGUAAUACUGGUUAUGGUAAUGCAAGUAUUCAAAUUACUCCUAGAACACCACAUACAAUUCAAUAUCUUCCAACUGUUGCUCCUCAAGUUUCUAACAAUCAAGGACCUUCAGGUAUAUUACCUGGGCCAAAUCAAAUGCAAAGGUCUAAUUCUGUACGUAGUUAUCAAUAUAUGCCAUCUGAUAUAGAUAGCAAUAAUAAUAACACCUCACAUGUUACAGAUAACUCUAUUCGUCAUCCUACCUUUCAGUCAAAUCAUCAAUCCUAUGCUACUAAUCAAAAUAUUCCUGGACAAUUUUAUAAUUCAAAUCAACACCAUUAUUCAUCAUCCUCACAAUCGGUUAUUCCACAAAAUUAUCCACCUAAUCUUCAAGGUCAAAGUAAGCAUUCUCAAAUUACUGGUCAAUUUACUGCUGGGGGAAGGCAUAAUGUUAAUAACAGUAAUAACAAUAAUAAUAAUAAUAAUAAUAAUAAUUCAACAUUUGGAUGGAGUGAUACAAGUUUCGAGUCAAAUCCAUUAGGUCCAAAUUCAUUGACAGCAUCGUCAACUAACGAAACCAGUUUAAAUAGUUUUAAAUCUUCAAAUUGUAAUCAUCAAAGUCAACCCAUUGAUAAUCGUUUGGGUAGAAAUAUUAAUCACCCAGUAUUACGUGAUGCUCAAAUGAAUUAUUCAGCUUGUAACAAUAAUAAUAGUAAUAAUAACAGUGAUACAUUAUCAACAUCUAUGUCUACUAAGAUGGAUCCAUCCACUGAUAUCAUAUCUCAUCAAAUGUUCGCAAAUACAUCCGAUAUGCCAUCACUACAACAACGUGUUCAUGUGAAUCAGCACUCACAACAAUAUCUCCGUCAAUCAACUGUCAACGAUGGUGCUAAACCUCAAUCCUACUCCUCAUCAUCUACACAACAACCACAACAUCAUCAAACAAGUCAAAUUCAUCAACAGUAUUAUCAUCAUCAACAACAACAAAAUCAUCAAAUGAUGAUGUCUUCAUCGUCCAUGUGUGAUUAUUCCGGUAGUAAUAAUAGUGAUUGGAGUUCUACGAAUCAAGUACAGUUUUUAAUGUCGAAUUCUACGGUGAAUUCUACAAUGUAUAGUAGUCAUAGUAAUAAUAUUGUAGAUAAUAUAUCUGUUAGUGGUGCUGUUGGUAGUAUGAUGGAAAAUUCUACAAAUAUAGGACAUACUACUAAUGCUAAUAGUAAUAGUAGUAGCGCAACACCUACCACUAAUAAUAGUAAUCAUAAACGUCCAUCAAUGGUAAAUCCUAUGAAUGGAGAGAUGAAACAUAAUAUUUCAUUGAAUUCCCAUUCACAACAUCAUGCCUUGCCGCCUCAUCCACAGCAAUCUCAACAAAUGAUAAUGGCCAACAAUAAUAAUAAUAACGGUAGUAAUAAUAAUAGAUCAAACUGGUAUCCUCAUCAAUCGAUUGGCAAUCAAAUGACGUUCAGUUCAAUGUCAUCAUCAUCAUCAGCAUCAACAAAUGCAAGUCGAGAAAUGUAUUCCAGUCAAAUGCAUAAUACUAAUAAUGGUAAUAAUGCUAACUUUUCAUUAAACCCAUUACCACCGGUUACUGGUGGUGGUCAUCCAUCGGAUACAUCAUUAGGAACAAUUGGUAUGGUGGAUAAUACAAAUAAUGUUAAUAAUAAUAAUGGAAAUAGAAGUAUACUUAGACAAUCACAAGAUCCUUAUGAUAAUUCAUUACCUAUAUCUUCUAUGUCAUCAUCAUCAUCAACAUCUUCAGCACAGCCUUAUUCAUCAUCAGUUGUUUGA
Molecule: messenger RNA, 8625 nt
Organism: Schistosoma intercalatum
Lineage: Eukaryota; Metazoa; Platyhelminthes; Trematoda; Strigeidida; Schistosomatidae
Source: the annotation of a GenBank genome assembly